This is a messenger RNA of Menidia menidia (Atlantic silverside), 444 nucleotides long. The record is from the annotation of a GenBank genome assembly. NCBI's taxonomy places the organism in Eukaryota, Metazoa, Chordata, Actinopteri, Atheriniformes, Atherinopsidae.
CUGCUGCUGGCGGCGGUGAGCGAGGACUCGUCCAUGCUGCAGGUCCAGAGGGCCGUUAGCGCGCUGAGCGCCGCGGGGCUGCCGCCGCCCGCCCGCGAGGUCAUGGCCGCCAUCACGGCGCGCAUCAACAAGGAGGACAACGUCAUGGCGAUCAUCUUGGCCCUGCAGACCGCCUCCCGCCUUUCUGAUAAGGCGGAAGUCGGGACGGUUCUGGAGGAAAUUGAGGACCUGACGGCCCGUUUGGAUGACAUCGGGGGCGUGUUUCUGCAGUUCGAGGAGGGCCUGGAGGCCACGGCCAUGUUCGUGGCGGCCGCCUACGGCCUGUCCGACCACGUGGAUGUGGAGCCCGCCCUGAAAGAGGUCCGGUCUCUGCCCGAGGGGGGUGGGGGGGGGAAAACUGGUCCUGGAGGUUGUAGAGGUCUCCCUGGUCAGGGUUUAGUUUAG